CGCAAGUAAUAUGCGCACAAAUAGUUUGGAUCGAAAAUUCUGAAAUAUUUACAAAAUGAUGCAGGACAAAGCACUGUUUGAAGCUAAUUGAGAACAACCUCAAAAUGGAUAAACCAGAAACAAUUUCCGGUGUAAGAUCUGUCCCAGAGGCGGUCGGUCUGAAACCAUGUAAGGAUGCUUCACGAGAGGAAUUUGAGGCCCAAGAUCAAUUACUCGUUGUGGAAAGAACUCCAACAUCUGCUGACACUAAUACUGAUUCCAAUGUUGGCAACAUUGUUGUCAAUGAAGCCAUAGAAAGUGCUGAAAACACAGAAAAAUGUGUUGAAAUGCCCAACAGUAAAUGUAUCAAUGAAACGGAAGAAAAUCUUGCCUCGGUUUCAGAACAAUCGAAAAAUACUGGCAUGUCAUCACCAGUCAAUGAAUGUCCAACUUUAGUCGAAAACAUAAGUCACCCUGCUGCAUUGUUAGAUAAAUUGAAACUGCAGAAGGAAGCGGGACGAUUUUGCGAUAUUGAAAUUAUUGUUGGUGACAAUAAAUAUCCUGUUCAUAAAUGUGUUUUCGCAGCGUCUAGUGCAUAUUUCGAUGUACAUUUUACAACAAGUUCUGUGCAACAGUUAAAUAUCGACUGUGAGGAUACUCAGGUGAUCGAGGCCCUUAUUAAUUAUGUGUAUACUGGGCAAAUAAUUGUGAAUAUAAACAAUGCUAUUGAGCUUCAACGUCUCGCAAAUCUUUACAUGCUUGUUGAUCUGAGUAAAGGACUGGAGCAGUACAUACAACAAACAUUUACAGAUCAGUUGAGAAAAGAUUUAAACAUUACUCCAGAUAUUUUGCCUGUGGCAUCAAAACUCAAUAAAUCAUUAAAGGAGCAGAAUUCAAAUGUAAAAUUGAAGAAAGUGAAAUCAGAUCAAGAGCAAACUGGAAAACACAAUAUCAAUACCAAUGACUCGGAAGAACAUGAACCUGUCAUUAAACGGAAACGAGGACGUCCAUUUAAGAAAGAUAAGGUUAUAAAGGAUGAGGAAUCUGUGAUACAAAAAGAUCUUGAGAAUGAAAAAUUGGUGGUGAAUCCAUUGUCAGAUGAUGAAGACAUAAUCCAAGAGAAGACUUCAGUAACAACAAGGUCAAAGAGAACUGCCACCAUGAUAUUGACUCGAAGAAAAGGCAAACCAAUGAAACAUCCAACAUUUGAUUUACUUAAAUGUGAACAUUGUGAUUUUAAAUCACGAAGAACAGACCUUUUGCAACGUCAUACACUUAUAAAGCACAACAUCGGUGAAGGUAACAGUAAUUUUACCGCAAAGGUGAAAUUUACAUAUAAAUGCCAAGAGUGCGAAUUUAAGGCAGACUCUAACAAAGAUCUUGUAGAACAUUAUAAAACUCACUUUGAUGGACCACCUUACAAAUGUGAUCAGUCUGGGUGCAAGUACAAGAAUAACAAUGUGAAGUAUCUCCUUAUGCACAAAGUGCGUCAUGGAUCAGUGAAGACGCAUAUAUGUUCCAUAUGUUCUGCUGGGUUCUGGUCCAUGUAUGAGUUAAAGACACACAUGAUUAAACACACUGGAAACAAGGAUUUUGCAUGUGACCAGUGUGAAAGUAAAUUCUACACUAGAAAUGAACUUAGUCAACACAAGUUUGUCCACAGCAAAGUAAACUCAUUCCUGUGUGAUGAAUGCGGCUUCUCAACUAAACACAAAGCAACAAUUAUAAGACAUAGAAAAAUCCACACAGGUGAUUUGUUCCAUUGUCAAUUUCCUUCUUGUAAGUACUCAACGCCACGUCGUACAUUGAUGGAUGCCCACACAAGGUGUCAUCUGAACAUUAGAUCACACGUCUGUACAACUUGUGGCCAAGCAUUUGUAGAGAAGAGUAAUCUGAAACGCCAUGAGAGAACUCAUUUACCAUACAAACCAUUCCCAUGUACCAUGUGUGACUUUGCUUGUUUCCGUAAGGACAAAUUGAAGGAUCACCUCAAGAAGCAUCAUGGUGUUGAAACGGAAAGUCCACCAAAGGCCAACAAUAACAACAAAACAUUGCCGAGAUUCAAUCGUUUUGCUGUAAAAAAGUUCAGCUUGUCUCAGAAUCAGGGGAAAACUGUUGAAGUAAGUGUCGACAGUGAAGAGAAAGUUACAAACCAAGUGAGCACACUUGAUAGUCAAGAAAAUGUAACUCAACAAUCAGCUGUAACUGGGCAGACAAUAACAUCACUUGAGCCCCAACAAACAAUAGACCAGCCUUCUGCCGUUGACAUACCCUCUAAUGUGGUCAUACCUGUCUCUAACAGCCUUGUGGCCACACAGGGGAACAACAUGGAACAAGUGCUCCAGGGUGAACAAUCCAUGGGUGAAGAUCAACUAAUCAUUGCCCAGAGUUACUCAGAUGAGCACAUCUAUAUAAGUCAGGGUGAAAAUAUUAAUAUUGCAGCCCAAGGAGGUCAAGAUUCUCAGAGUCUUCCUAUUAAAGGAGACACUGCUACUAAUCAGCAAGGCCAACUUGAUCAACCAAAUCAGAUCCUGAUAGCUACAACACCUGGUUCAACCUCCAACCAGCUACAGGAGUUGGUAUCUCAGACUAUUGGUACAAUUGCUGACAGCCAACAGGAAGAUGGUGUCAUGAAAUGGGAGAUUGUAGCAACAGAUGCAAGUCAGGGAGAGCUACAAGAAGGCCAGAUUAUACAACUACAGAGAGAUAAUAACGGGGAACAAAGUGAGGGCCACAUUAUACAUAUACAUCAGGAAGAGGGUCUUGCUCAAAUUCAGCCAGAUCCUAACAACCCACAGCAUUUCAUACAGGUCCCACUAAUUCGCAAUGCUGAUGGGGUACCUGUCACAGAUCCUGCCAUAUAUCAACAGCAAUAUGCCUCAUAUACACAUAUGUUACUAAACCCCAACAUAAUGAUGUAAGUGUACCUCUUAUGAACACCCCACUCAUAAAGUUUGGCAACCCAAGUUUACCCUUAUUGGACCAUGAUGAAGCCUGUUUAUAUUGGUCAGUUUAAAAAUAUCAUAUUUGCUUUUGUUACCUUAUAUU
Molecule: messenger RNA, 3027 nt
Organism: Owenia fusiformis
Lineage: Eukaryota; Metazoa; Annelida; Polychaeta; Sabellida; Oweniidae
Source: the annotation of a GenBank genome assembly